GGGAGGGUGGGAGGCUGCCUUUGUGGUUUCUCUUCUUACAGCGGCGUGCGUGACGAGGACGUGCACAUUUCCUGAGCGGAUGAAGGCCCGCCGAGGACGAUGAUGGUCAGCUUCCGCCCGUGAAACAUCACCGUGGGUCGUCCUGUGGAACAUCAUUCAGUCUUCUCAUGAGGACGUCAGAGGACAUCUGAACCAUCCAACUUGCGCCGGUCUUCUGGUUAAGGGCCCACAGAGGGCGACGCAGUGCUGCCCCCUUUGGAGACUCUUUGAAUUGCUUUGCAGCGAUGAACUUUGGACCUUUCGGCUUGCACGGGAAGAUAUUUGGGAUCUAAAUGCGUCCUAGGUGGAGCGCCAUGCUGCAGCACAACAACAACAACAACUACCCCUGCCUCAGCGGCUCCGCCCACGAGGCGCCCCUCAAGUGCUCCGCCGCCGCCGUGCCCUUCCCCAGCAGGCUGGAGAUGGGCUUGGGCGACCUCCCGCUCAUCCGGGGGCUGCGAGCCUGGGUUCUGUGCUCCAAGAGCCGCCAGAAGGGGGGCGGUGGCCCGGCGGCGGGUGGGCGGGCGCCAGCAACGCCGCCUGCCGGCCGGAGGACUUCCUGUCCCAGGCCCGCAGACGUGCACCUGGGCGGAGGGUGGGGUCGCACGGGGUACGGCCUGCCCCUGGACGCCAGGCAGGCGGGGCUCGGCGCCCUGGUGACGGUCGCCACCCUGAAGACGUGUGAAGGCAACGGGAAAACGCAGACUCAGUGUCUUUUCCUACGUAACGACAAAGGAAGUUGUUUGUACUCCACAGCCAAGCCCGCCUCCGGCGGGACGACCGGGGUGGGGGGCUGGCUGAGGGGAAAGUCGGGAGCGGCGAGGAGGGACGCCGCUUCCUCUCUUCAAACGGAGGCCAGAGGUGGCGUGCGGUCAGGCCGCAGAUGGAGGAAGUCUGGUCACGCCGCCGGCCGGGAGAAAAAAGGCAAGGGGGAGGAGCCUGAGGGGGAAGCUGCAAAGAAACAGGAAGUGGGCUUGGAGCAGCAGCAUGAUGGCGGGGCGUGUAAAGACCGCGAGGGACAUCUUGAACGCUGUCGACAUGAUUCCAACACUCAGGUGGAGGAGGACAGGCUGAGAGGAGGCGUUCCGACAAGCCAGGAGGUGACGGCCAUAAAUAAGAGGCGGGAGGAGGAGAGGGAGGAGGAGGAGGGGGGGGAGGAGCCCAACCCUGACCUGGAAUCUGCUCACAUGGAAAGUGGACGCAGCAACGACUGGAACAUGAAAGACAAAAAGCAGGACCUGCUUCUUCCUGCAGGAGAAGAAGUGAGAGACGUCGCAGUCACUGAGCCCUCCCGUCCUGCAGGGGGCAGCACCGGCAAAGACGAAAGUGAAACUUGCUGGGUCAGGAGGGCGCCGGGGAGCAAGGUGGCGAAGUGGGCCGCACCGCCGGGACACGUGGACGACAGCGGCCACCUUGAGAGGGUCGGUUGGUCUCCAGGAGGUGAUGAGGAAGAUGAUUGGACGCUGCAGGAGACGGCACUUGAAUGCAGGGGGAGAAAAGGGGGCGGAGUCUCUCCUCUUGCUCCCCGCCUGCAUAAUCCUGCCCCCUCUGUGCGCCCCCCUGGCGCCAUGGCAACCAGUCUGCCCCGCGUGGACGCAGCAGCAGAAGGAGGAGGAGGCCCAGACGGGAGAGAAGUGGAGCACCAGGAGGUUUGGCACGAGGAGGAGGAGGAAGAUGAGUUUGGAGUGUUCAUGCAGGCCGAGGGAGGAGCAGCGAGCAGCCAGGGCGUCGCCAUGUCUGCCCCAGUGCCUUGUGGGAACUCAGCGGCGUUGGGGGAGUCGUCUGAUUGGACGCCUACCUGGACAGGAAGUCCCAUCCAGCAUCCGGGCGACGCCUGGGCCGCCUUCCCUCAGGACGCAAGGGGCGAAGGUCGGCAUGAGGCGGGACUUUGGUGGCCUGAGGAGGAGAGGAGAGGCGCUGAUGAUCACAAUCUGGCGGGUCUCUUUGCAUCAGCCUUUCCCCCGCUACCCGACUCAACCCCCCGGGACCCGGGCGACCCCGACGUUAUUCCCACGUUGACGCAGCUCCUGGUGGGAAGCGGUGGUCAGGAGCAGCGGCUUCUGGGCGGCUUUGCCGAUAUCAGCAAAAUGAGGGUCCACAGAUACAAAGGAGGAAGUGGCGGCGUGUCACGUGACCUGCUGUUGAGGUCCUUACACGUGGAGCCGCCCGGCACAGUCACCUGCUGGUCCAACCGCCGCCCCUCGCCCGGCCUCCACUCAGCCAAUCAGCACGCGGCCGCCAAGAGACGGCUGUCGUGCGACAACAACGCCAGCGUGACGGACUGACCCUCGACCCGUGCCGAGCAGGAAGUUGACGCUCGCUUCCUGUUUGGGCGGAGACUCUUUUUUUUCAAAAGCUGUCGGGACUUUGAGGAGUGGGCCAACGCCACAAUGAAGUUGUGUUUUUGGCCGCUGCACGGCGGCGUGUCACAUGACCUGAGCCCCACGCGGACGCAGCAUUGGGAGAAGUUUUGUCUCCUGGCGAUCUGAUGUUUACACGUUCAGCCGAGCAGGAAGUGAUGCGCUGCCCUUCGCUCCACUGCGCUCCCCGUCGUCGUCCCCGAGCUGUCAAUCAAAGAGCGUCGCCAUGGCAACAGUGUGUCGAUCGCUCCGUGUAUCACUGCUUUGUGUCUGUAAGGUUUUGUCAUGUGCAGGGGAGAUAAACCAAUCAAUAAAUACAUUGAUACAUUGA
Molecule: messenger RNA, 2730 nt
Organism: Entelurus aequoreus (snake pipefish)
Lineage: Eukaryota; Metazoa; Chordata; Actinopteri; Syngnathiformes; Syngnathidae
Exons: 6
Coding region: 333-2324 (663 amino acids)
Source: RefSeq, a predicted model, not a curated record